AUACCUUUCUGUAAUAAUAAGAAAAAACAACUCGGAACACCAAGACAUCUUGCUCCUAUGCCGUCGCAUCUGCUGGUUUUAUCUUUGCUCGUAGCACUGCUUGUAGUUGUCUCGUGUGGUCCUGGAUCCGAUCAUGGAUGGGGCUACGACGAGAAUAAUGGGCCAGACACGUGGCAGGGAAAAUGCCAAAAUCAUUUGAAGCAGUCACCAAUUGAUAUUCGUGCACCCGAUGUUGAUUAUGCCCUAUUGCAUCGCAUGCACUUCCUGAAUUAUGAUAUGGAUGGGAAAAUCGAGUUAAGCAACACAGGAAGAACAUUGUUUGCCGGAGGAUUCGAGAGUUGGCAGCACAAGCAACCAAUGAUCCAAGGCGGUGGAUUAAAGCACAGAUAUAAGUUGGCACAGUUCCAUUUGCAUUGGGGACAAAACGACGCUGUCGGAUCAGAACAUGCUAUGGGAUCCUUGCAUUAUCCAGCUGAGCUACACUUGGUUCAUGUUCGCGAAGGUUUAACUCUAAAAGAAGCACUUUCCCGACCUGAUGGCCUGGCUGUAGUUGGUGUAUUCCUUGCAAAAACCAAUGAUCCAGUUGCCAACAAAUUUUCCCCAAUUUCCGAAAGACUUCACGAUCUGAGACACUCUGGCAAUAAAACAGAGUUAAAGAACUUCCGUACCAAAUAUGUCUUGCCACUAGACACGGAAGCGUUCUAUCGCUAUGAAGGAAGUCUCACGACCCCAGACUGCAGUGAAGCUGUUAUCUGGACAGUGCUUGCCGAGCCAAUGGCGAUCUCCAGUCACCAGCUUCACCUCCUUCGUCAAUUGCACAACAAGGAGCUAGUAAAGUCGGAUAAAAAUUACCGCCCCCUUCAGCCUCUGAACGGCCGUCGCAUCCAGUACAGACCAAGCAAACUUGACCGAGCCAUGAUCUGCUCUUCUUUUGCCACAACUUCGGUUAUUAUCACUUAUGUCGCAAUUUUGUCAGCAAUGCUUAUUUAGAAAUGAUCUCUCAGGUUGUACAUUUUCUAUCCUCUUUUUUUUACUAUUGUUUCUCAACUAAUUUACAGCAAUUGUAAAAGUAAUAAAAAGUUUAUGUGACC
Molecule: messenger RNA, 1091 nt
Organism: Caenorhabditis elegans
Lineage: Eukaryota; Metazoa; Nematoda; Chromadorea; Rhabditida; Rhabditidae
Gene: cah-5
Product: Putative carbonic anhydrase 5
Exons: 6
Coding region: 58-990 (310 amino acids)
Cellular component (GO): extracellular region
Molecular function (GO): carbonate dehydratase activity; zinc ion binding
Source: RefSeq, marked reviewed